Messenger RNA from Saccostrea cuccullata (small rock oyster), 744 nucleotides. RefSeq names its product angiopoietin-1-like. NCBI's taxonomy places the organism in Eukaryota, Metazoa, Mollusca, Bivalvia, Ostreida, Ostreidae. Bases 1 to 744 code for a protein of 247 amino acids. The transcript has 6 exons. The record is from RefSeq and is a predicted model, not a curated record.
AUGCCGGCUAAACUCAAGCACUUGGCAGCCUCUUGCUUAAACAACGCCUGUACUGAGUAUGACAUUUGUAUUGGUGGUAAAUGUGUACAGGUUUUAAAAGAAAAAGGAUACAAGGAUUGUUCCGAUAUUUUGAAUGGAGACCCCACUAAAAAAGGACAAGAUGGAGUUUACGUUAUUUUCGCUGACACUCUGAGAGAGGUAUAUUGUGACAUGACGACAGAUGGAGGAGGUUGGACGACGAUUCAGAAAAGAGAAGAUGGCGACUUGGAUUUUUACAGGACAUGGAACGAGUACAAAGAGGGGUUUGGAAAUGCCUUUAAAAACUACUGGUUAGGGAAUGACGCAAUCCACUCUUUAACCAAGGAUCGGAACCAAGAACUCCGAAUUAAUCUCCAGAGCUUUAGCGGAGAACAGGCUUAUGCUGUGUAUUCUACAUUUUACAUAGGAGAUGAAUACAAUAAAUAUAAACUGACAGUAUCUGGAUACAGCGGAACAGCGGGUGAGUGUUUGUUUAAUCUCAAUGGAAUGGACUUCACAACAAAGGACAAGGAUAACGACAGGGCAGAUGUUAACUGUGCUACAAACCGACACGGAGCCUGGUGGUACGACAGAUGUGGCCUCUCAAACCUGAACGGACUGUAUGGACAGUCUGGUGUGUCUGAUAUAAGAUACCCGGUAUGGUAUCACUGGAAAAAAAGGGAAGCCUUAAAACAGACUGUGAUGAUGAUCAGACACAGAGACUAG